This is a messenger RNA of Fomitopsis serialis, 1441 nucleotides long. RefSeq lists its product as uncharacterized. Bases 223 to 1137 code for a protein of 304 amino acids. The transcript is spliced from 2 exons. NCBI's taxonomy places the organism in Eukaryota, Fungi, Basidiomycota, Agaricomycetes, Polyporales, Fomitopsidaceae. The record is from RefSeq and is a predicted model, not a curated record.
UGGGGCCCUGACCAUCGCCUCCUCACCCGUCCACCCUGUCCCGUCUCACCCCGCGACCCCCCUGCUCGAGUGGAUGCAACUACGGCUCGUCGAUGCCCAAUCGUAUCCGCUCAUUAAUAUCCUAACUUUCCGGGGCGAGCGACCGCAACCAGCCUUCCCGCUAAUCCAAUCCUUUCCGACGUUGGCAUCGACCUCUACCGAGCGUCCUCACUGUCUCCCGGCAUGGCGACUGUUGUCGUGACCUCGGAGGCACCAGCACUCAACCUCCGAACCGAAUCGUCGAGGUCCUCCCUCUCCGCAUCCGCCGAGUCCUCUCUCUCAGCCUCCACCUCCACCUCCCUCGACACAUCGACCCGCACGUCCAUUCUCAGAACGUCUAGCUCCAGCUCAGUCGCGAGCACACUCGGAGGGAACAUAUCCUUCGCCCCGCUGCCGUCCAUCGAGCCCCGUCGUCGAAAGUCCAAUGUCGCCCUCGGAGUUGCCGCGCGCUCACGAAUGUUGGCUAUCCGCCGGCAACUGCGUGAGCAGGGCAUCAACCCCAACUUCGCUACACAGCUCCCGCUUCACUUCCCUGCAGACGGCUCGCCGCCCAUUCCCAUCUGGGAGCACGAUCCCGACGCGGAGCUGCGCGACGAGCCCGACGACGACCUCGGCACGGACCCCGCGGAGGAGGCGUUCGCCGCCAUCGGGAAGUUUGUCAAGGGCGCGACGCGGACACUCUUCCGACGAAAAUCUUCGAAGGACACCAACUCUGACAGCGCUCCGCCUCAGUCUUCUCUCUCCACGGAUGCACCCGAUAAGAGGGUGGCCAGGUCACGUUCCAUGGACCAUCUCUUCAGUUCACCUCCUGCGGACCCACACAAAGAUCGCGAGGAAGGCGGUGUAUGGGAGGAGGAGGUCGGAUCGAAUACGUGGGCACAGCUGCGGGCACGGACGCAGGACGGGGCGAGUGCAAGCGACACCGCGUACAAGCGGACGAGCACGGUGGAGGUUAUUGGGAAGAACAAAAAGACAGGUACGCUGACUGGGAAGAAAACAUCUACCACGGACACGAAGACGGAGGUGAAGACGGAGACGAAGGCCGAGACCACGACCGGAACCACGACCACCACGACCACAACCACGUCCACGGAGUGACUCACAUUCUCGUCGUCGUUAUUUCUUCUUGGGUUUCCUCUGCAUUCCUCUGCUCUCUUCCCGACAUCUCAGUUUGCGCUUUUUCUAGUAUAGCAUCAUACAAUAGCACCCAACUCGGUCUUCGUAAUUCAUUGGCAUACCCUUGGUUAUUUGUCGUUCCAUCACUCAUGGGAUCUAUUGCACCCCACAAACCCGAGUUUCUGGGCAUAUACGCUGUCUGUAUCCAUACAUGAAGGCCCAGAAGGUUCGGGCUUGUCAGGUCGAUGUGACCUGCACAACACCAAGACCAACACGCCUGGAAGCG